AUGAGCGGACAAGUAUCAGCAUCAAAGGCAAAGCGUCUCGCAGCUAGAGCAGCUAAGGCUGAAGCCAAGGGUGGUCGUGGUGGCAAGCGUGGAGCUAAGGCUGCUGCUGCUGCUGAGCAACCUUCAGUUGAUCAACUCGACAUGAACAAGGCCAGCAUCAAUGUCGAUCGUACUGCCACUGGUGUUUAUACUUCUCAGGAGCGUAGUCGUGAUAUCAAGAUCGAGUCGUAUUCGCUCAACUAUCACGGUCGUGUCUUGAUUGAUAACGCUACCAUCGAACUCAACUUUGGUCGUCGUUAUGGUCUUCUUGGUGCCAACGGCUCUGGCAAGUCUACUUUCCUCCAAUCUCUUGCUGACAGAGAUAUUGAGAUUCCUCCUCACAUUGAUACCUACUUGUUGAAUCAAGAGGCUGAGCCUUCUGAUAUGAACGCUGUUGAAGCUGUCAUUCAUCACGCCAAGAAUGAGGUUGCUCGUCUUGAAAAGGAAGUCGAAGAACUUUUGGGUGAAGACGAUGGUGCCGACAACCCCUUGUUGGAUGAUUUGUACGAACGUAUCGAAGGCAUGGAUCCUGCUACCUUCGAGACUCGUGCCUGUACCUUGCUCGCUGGUUUGGGUUUCACUACAAAGCAAAUGGCUAAGGCUACCAAGGACAUGUCUGGUGGUUGGCGUAUGCGUGUUGCUCUUGCACGUGCUCUUUUCGUCCGUCCUACUCUUUUGUUGUUGGAUGAACCUACCAACCAUUUGGAUUUGGAAGCCUGUGUUUGGUUGGAAGAAUACCUCAAGACCUAUGAUCGUAUCUUGGUGGUCAACUCUCACUCUCAAGAUUUCCUCAAUGGUGUCUGUACCAACAUUAUGCACUUGAACCAUAAGCGCAAGUUGAUCUACUAUGGUGGUAACUACGACAUGUUCGUCAAGACCAAGGAGGAAAACGAGAUCAACCAAGCCAAGGCCUAUGAGAAGCAACAAGAAGAAAUUGCUCACAUCAAAAAGUUCAUUGCUUCUGCUGGUACUUAUGCCAACUUGGUGCGUCAAGCCAAGUCCAAGCAAAAGAUCAUUGACAAGAUGGAGGCUGCUGGUUUGGUUGAAAAGGUUGAGAACCCUCACAAGUUCAAGUUCUCCUUCACGGAUGUUGCCAAGUUGCCUCCCCCUGUUCUUGCUUUCCAAGAGAUCACUUUUGCUUAUGAUGGUAACCCUGCCAACGCCUUGUACAAGAACAUUGAGCUUGGUGUGGAUAUGGAUUCUCGUAUUGCUCUUGUGGGUCCCAAUGGUGCUGGCAAGUCCACUUUGCUUAAGCUCAUGAGCGGUGAAUUGAUGCCUACCGAGGGUCGUGUCCAACGUCAUACUUCGCUUAAGCUCGGCAAGUACUCUCAGCACUCUGCUGAUCAGCUUGAGAUGGAUCUCUCCCCUAUCGAUUACAUGCGCAAAAAGUUCCCUCAAGUGAGCACUGAAGUCACCUUUUGGCGUCAACAGAUUGGUCGCUAUGGUCUUUCUGGUUCUCAUCAAACUUCUCCCAUUGCCCACUUGUCCGAUGGUCUCAAGUCGCGUCUUGUGUUUUGUGAACUUGCUGUGAUGCAUCCUCAUAUCAUCUUGUUGGACGAACCUACCAAUCACUUGGAUAUGGAAUCUAUCGAUUCGCUUGCUGAAGCUAUCAACGAGUUCUCUGGUGGUGUCGUUCUUGUUUCUCACGACUUUAGACUUAUCUCUCAAGUUGCUCAACAAAUCUGGCGCUGCGAGAACGGUAAUGUCAUGCCUUUCGAAGGUAGCAUUGCCGAGUACAAGGAAUCUCUCAGAAAGAAUGUCAAGUUGUAA
Molecule: messenger RNA, 1809 nt
Organism: Lichtheimia ornata
Lineage: Eukaryota; Fungi; Mucoromycota; Mucoromycetes; Mucorales; Lichtheimiaceae
Exons: 2
Coding region: 1-1809 (602 amino acids)
Molecular function (GO): ATP hydrolysis activity; ATP binding
Source: RefSeq, a predicted model, not a curated record